This is a messenger RNA of Aspergillus luchuensis, 2007 nucleotides long. RefSeq lists its product as uncharacterized. The transcript has 8 exons. NCBI's taxonomy places the organism in Eukaryota, Fungi, Ascomycota, Eurotiomycetes, Eurotiales, Aspergillaceae. Gene Ontology annotation, molecular function: DNA binding; zinc ion binding; DNA-binding transcription factor activity, RNA polymerase II-specific. Gene Ontology annotation, biological process: DNA-templated transcription; regulation of DNA-templated transcription. Bases 1 to 2007 code for a protein of 668 amino acids. The record is from RefSeq and is a predicted model, not a curated record.
AUGUCGUCACAGAGCGCUCGAGAAACCAUACAGGAGAGACGGCAUCGGCUCUCGUUAGUUCCACGGGCCUGCGAAGGGUGUAAAGUACGCAAAAUUCGCUGCGAUCGCAAAAUACCGUGUUCAAACUGCCAAGCAUCCAAAAUAACAUGUCGACAUCCAAACGACAGGUCAAGGAAUCAGCUCCAGACAGAUAGAAUAGCGCAUCUUGAGGGUCUCGUAGACAGCCUCGAUAAACGUUUCCGUGAAGUCGAGUCUAGACUCGCUGCAUUGCAAAGUCCAGAACUCAACUCGCGGGUCCAAAGUGUGUCCAAUCAGAAUAUCAUAACUGCGGAUCCUGGCCGUGUGGAAGGCUGUCAAGCCUUCGAAGGAGAUACUUCCUUCGCUAGUCAGUCACUUCAUGCAAGUAAUAUUGCUCAUAUUACGGCUCUCUCUGCUUCUAUAGGCAAUUACACCCCAGAUAUUGAGCACUCCAUUAAUCAUAUACGGAAAAGUCUCUACGAUUCACAAGAGUUAUCCAAGAAAGGCUUUUACUUGAGCAAAUCAUCACAGCAUGCGAUACAAGUAGAACCUAUUCCAGCUACGUUGGUUACCAGCCUUUUACGGCGAAUGAGAGCCCGUCAUCCUAUCUUUCUAUCCUCAUAUGCAAUAAGUGACCUUCAAGUGGUUGAGGAUCUCUGCCGAAGCGUCCUUUCUGGACCGAGCCGGGCAUCUGUCGGCCAGGUGGCCAGCAUGCAUGGUGUCCUAUUCUUUGUCCUCAAGGAGCUUAUAGCAAUGAAGGAUGAGCUCUGUCAGAGAUUUGACCUUACCACCCACCUUGAUCAUUGUGAGAAGGUCUUCGCAGCGACACUAGAAACAUAUGACGUACUCGCUGUCCCCAGCUUCGAAAAUAUACUUGCUUUAACAAUGGGUAUGGUCAAAGCCCAGGGCGAAGCAAAGCCCGCAUUAUACUGGACCCUAGUUUCUGCCGCUUCAACGCAUUGUCAAUCACUUGGAUAUCACCGCGAGACGACCUAUAGGAACAUUCUAUCCGGAAAGGCGGAUAACAUAAGAAGACUCUUCUGGACAAUAUACGUCUUUGAUAAGAACAUGGCUCUCUUGUUAGGCCGUGUCUCCAAUAUGCAGGGUGUCAAGAUUGACGUACGGCAUCCUGCGAUAUCAAUAGAUCCGGGUCGCCGAGCAUGGGAUGAAUCUUUCAUUAUGGGAAUCAGGAUGGCGGAAUUUCAAGACAAAAUAUUCACUAACCUCUACAAUCUUGCAACGUCAAUUAAGGAUCCAUCGGAGCGGACACAACUAAUUCAGAAUCUUGCAUCUGAUAUGGAACAAUGGCAUUCCCAACUUAAGAAGAUCGAUCCGGAAGGGGUCAACAACCUCCAAGUCUUCAACAUGUCCAGAACAAAUUGGGAUAUAUCCUUCUACUCCACCCUGACGAUGCUUCUCCAUGCAUCCUCGACGACAGGAGAGGAACUACAGAUAAACUCUCGUUGCUUCAACGCCGCCCGUAAUAGUUUAUUGGCUCAUCUCAAUUCAUUCCCCCAAUACCAAAGCUCAAAGCUUCUUUCAGACGGCGAAUACUUCAAUUGGAUUUUAUUAUUCUCAUCUCUAACCCCAUUCCUCGUGGUAUUCCUCCACGCCAUUUCUGCAAAAGACAUUCAGAGCAUUGAACUUCUUACACAAGUAAUCCGCAGCUUCGAGACGUUCCGAAAAGUCUCCCAAGGCGCGGAACGCCUAUAUCAGAUAUGCGCUACUUUUACCAACAUUGCCGAGAAACUUCUUCAAUCACAGCAACUGUCGGUAGGGAUAUACAAUGAAAAAGAUGACUCUCUCAGAUUGCCAGAUACACCUGGUGACACAUCGAUGUUCCACGCGGAAGAUUUGCAAAAUGUGCUUGACAUGGAUAAUGUGGAUGAAGCCACCUCGUUGUAUGCUACUGAACUUUUGAAUGAGUUUCUCAGUGGUGAGCCGUUUUUGUGGAAUAGGUUCGAUCUUGAAGUCGGGAAUGGUCAAUGA